GUGUCUCCUGUCCCCUCUGGCAGGUGAGAGGAUCCUGGGCCACGCGGAGGAGCCGUGCUACCUGUGGUUCGUGAUGGAGUUCUGCGAGGGGGGGGACCUCAACCAGUACGUGCUGUCCCGCAGGCCCGACCCCGCCACCAACAGGAGCUUCAUGCUGCAGCUGACCAGCGCCAUCGCCUUCCUCCACAAGAACCACAUCGUCCACCGGGACCUGAAGCCAGACAACAUCCUCAUCACCGAGAAGUCGGGCACCCCCGUGCUGAAGGUGGCCGACUUCGGGCUCAGCAAAGUCUGCGCCGGCCUCACCGCCCGGGGCAAGGAAGGAGGGCAGGAGGGCAGGACUGUCAAUGUCAACAAGUACUGGCUCUCCUCGGCCUGUGGCUCUGACUUCUACAUGGCCCCCGAGGUCUGGGAGGGGCACUACACAGCCAAGGCUGACAUCUUCGCCCUCGGCAUCAUCAUCUGGGCCAUGAUCGAGAGGAUCACCUUCAUCGACGCCGAGACCAAGAGGGAGCUGCUGGGCACCUACAUCAAGCAGGGCACUGAGAUCGUGCCCGUGGGGGAAGCGCUGCUAGAAAACCCAAAGAUGGAGCUGCACAUCCCUCAGAAGCGCAGGACUUCCAUGUCGGAGGGGAUCAAGCAGCUCUUGAAAGACAUGUUGGCUGCUAACCCGCAGGAUCGACCCGAUGCCUUUGAGCUGGAAACCAGGAUGGACCAGGUUACAUGUGCUGCUUAA
Messenger RNA from Merops nubicus (carmine bee-eater), 736 nucleotides. RefSeq names its product serine/threonine-protein kinase 35. The transcript has a single exon. Gene Ontology annotation, cellular component: cytoplasm; autophagosome. The record is from RefSeq and is a predicted model, not a curated record. The annotation marks the transcript as partial. NCBI's taxonomy places the organism in Eukaryota, Metazoa, Chordata, Aves, Coraciiformes, Meropidae. Gene Ontology annotation, molecular function: protein serine/threonine kinase activity; ATP binding. Gene Ontology annotation, biological process: positive regulation of autophagy; axon extension; peptidyl-serine phosphorylation.